UUUUCUCUGGCCCUGCUGAUAAAGGAGUGCUUUGCUUGACGUACAAAGUUUAGAGAAAUAGGUGCUGGUAGCUCUUUCUUACACAGACUACUGUAAUUGGUAAAGUUGGUGGCAUAUAGCUUGUAUCAGUAAAAGUCCCUCUUGUCGGAUAUUUCAAUGGGUGUUUCCAGUCUUCUGUACUAGUGCCCAUGUUUGGUGUGCACUUCACCUCAUCUUGCUCUUUGUCUUCCUUAAUCUGUUUACCUAUUUGGUCAUGCUAUACGAUAGCUCAGCUAGCUUAAUUCACAUAUCCUUUUGGGCUUUGUUUGGCAAGGUGGGCUGGGUGUGGGCUUUCUCAGGUGAUACCUGGUCUCUCACGCUCCAGAUGUAUAAAAUAUGGUGCAACUCUCUGUGCUGAGUAAAUUGCAUUACUAUGCUGCUGCUACUAGCUCAGAUGGUGUUUAUCACCAGCUGUCGUCUUGGCUUCAUCGGAUCAGUCUCCUUUCCAGAUAGUGAACGUCUGCCGAAGUUCUGGUAUGACACAGCAAGUUCCCACAUUCAGAGAAGCCUUCUGUAUGAAAACUCUGUGAAGACAGCAAGGAAUAUCAUCUUGUUCAUAGGUGAUGGUAUGGGACUGAACACCAUUGUGUCAACACGCAUUUUAAAGGGUCAGCUACAAGGUCAGUCUGGAGAAGAGUACAGCCUGGCGAUGGACAGCUUCCAACACACGUCUCUCUCUAAGACAUACUGCACAGACUCUCAGGUUGCGGAUAGUUCCUGUGCUGCCACAGCCUUCUUGUGUGGUGUGAAGAGUAACAAGUUCACUGUGGGACUGAGUGCCAACGCCACAUACAACCUGUGCAACAGCACGGUUGGCAAUGAAGUGCAUAGCCUUUUGUCUUGGGCUAAAGAUGCAGGUAAAUCUGUGGGCUUUGUGACAACCACUCGUGUACAGCAUGCCACACCUGCCCCUCUUUAUGCACACUGUCCCAACCGCUACUGGUAUUCAGAUGCCAGUAUCCCUGCUGACCAAAGGAAGCCUGGAUGUCUGGACAUUGCCUAUCAGUUGGUUCAUAACAUUAGAGAUAUUGAGGUUAUUAUGGGAGGAGGUCGUCAGCACAUGAGUCCUCAAGGGACCCCGGACAUAGAGUAUCCCAAUGAGAACCGGUACCAGGGCCAGCGCCUUGAUGGGCUCAACUUAAUUGACAAAUGGAGAGAAAUGAAAGGGACCAAGAAUGCAACCUAUGUGUGGCAUCGAGAUCAGCUGGACAAAGUGGAUCCAGAGAGAACCGACUACUUGAUGGGUCUCUUUGAGCCAGGUGACCUGGCCUAUGAGUUGGAACGGAAUAGCAGUACUGACCCCUCAAUUGUAGAGAUGGUGGACAAGGCAGUGCACAUCCUCCGAAAGAACACUCAGGGCUUCUUCCUUUUUGUGGAGGGUGGAAAGAUCGACCAGGGUCAUCACUCGGGGAGAGCCAAACUUGCACUCUAUGAGGCCAUGCUGCUCGAUAAUGCUAUUGAGAGGGCUCUCGAGUUGACUGAUGCCUCAGAGACACUCACUGUUGUUUCUGCUGACCACUCUCACACUUUGAGUCUCGGGGGCUACACUGACAGAGGCAACCCAAUAUUUGGCUUUGCCCCCCAGGUGAGCGAUGUGGAUGGCAUGCCUUACACCUCCCUCCUCUAUGCCAAUGGACCUGGGUUUCGUGUGGUCAAUGGUCAACGCUCAAACCCGCAGAACCACAGCAUCAGUCAUAAGGACUACACUCCGCAGGCAGCGGUGCCCCUUGUUGAGGAAACGCAUGCGGGGGAGGAUGUCCCCGUAUAUGCUCAAGGGCCUUGGUCACAUCUUUUUAAAGGUACCAACGAAGAUGUUUUCAUUGCCCAUGCCAUGGCUUAUGCUGCUUGCAUAGGCCCCUAUAGUUCCCGCUGUGGCCAGAUUCCUAAAGUGCCCACCACUGUGACCAAACGCACUACAACUGUGACCAAACGCACUUCAACUGCUGCCUACAGCUUGGGGUUUUGCCUUCAAAGUGCUACCUUCCUGAAAACCUCUCUCUUCUGUGUUCUGAUUGCUCUGUGGUCCUCUUAAAUGGUUGAGAUGGCCAGGUCCUCUGUUUGGCCACUACUAAACCUAAUAAAGUUAAGUCUAUUAUUCAAAG
Messenger RNA from Erpetoichthys calabaricus (reedfish), 2141 nucleotides. Its product is annotated as alkaline phosphatase-like. Lineage: Eukaryota; Metazoa; Chordata; Cladistia; Polypteriformes; Polypteridae. The coding region runs from base 413 to 2071 and encodes 552 amino acids. Gene Ontology annotation, biological process: dephosphorylation. Gene Ontology annotation, cellular component: plasma membrane. The transcript is spliced from 11 exons. Gene Ontology annotation, molecular function: alkaline phosphatase activity. The record is from RefSeq and is a predicted model, not a curated record.